Vitis riparia (riverbank grape) is the source of this 1173-nucleotide messenger RNA. RefSeq names its product golgin subfamily A member 4-like. Gene Ontology annotation, cellular component: early endosome; trans-Golgi network; recycling endosome. The record is from RefSeq and is a predicted model, not a curated record. The coding region runs from base 16 to 921 and encodes 301 amino acids. NCBI's taxonomy places the organism in Eukaryota, Viridiplantae, Streptophyta, Magnoliopsida, Vitales, Vitaceae. The transcript has 3 exons. Gene Ontology annotation, biological process: retrograde transport, endosome to Golgi; receptor recycling; endosome organization.
CACCUUCUUUUCUUAAUGCAUAGUUGUAUUUUGCAGGAGACACUACGAGUAAAGGAUGAGGAAUUGCAGCAUUUGGCCAGGGACCUUCGGGCACGGGAUUCAACAAUUAAAGAGAUAGCAGAGAAACUGUCUGAUACUGCUGAAGCUGCAGAGGCUGCAGCAUUGGCAGCACAUACAAUGGAUGAACAAAGGCGGAUGGCUUGUGCAGAAAUUGAUCGUUUAAGAAAAGAUUCAGAGAAGCAGCUUGGGUCAUCCAUGUUGAAGCUGAAAGAGUUUGAAGAAAAGGUUAUGGCUUUAUGUAAAGAAAGAGAUCAAUUGGUCAAGCAGAGAGAUUCUGCGAUCCAGGAGGCACAUUUAUGGCGCUCUGAGCUUGCAAAAGCAAGAGAGCGAGUUGUAAUAUUAGAAGGUGCAGUUGUUAGAGCUGAUGAGAAGGUCAGGGUUGCAGAGGCAGAUGCUGAAGCCAGGAUAAAGGAAGCAGCACAGAAAGAGUCAGCUGCUGUAAAGGAAAAGCAAGAGCUUUUGGCAUAUGUUAACAUGUUACAAGCACAACUUCAAAGGCAGCAGAUUGAUACAAAAAAGCAAGUCUUUGAGGAGAAGACCGAGUCUUGCUCUGAUAUUGGUAACACUCGUCCCUUAACAAAGCAUGUGGAUUUGUCAGAUGAGAAUGUGGACAAAGCAUGUCUUAGUGUUUCUAGAGCAGUCCCUGUUGGGGAGAAUGUAGUCCACUUGGCCAUGGAUCAAGUUAAUCUCCGACCAGUUGGAGAUGGUGAAUGGAGUGACAUUCAAGCAACAGAAGCAAGGAUAGCUGAUGUACGAGAAAUUGCCCCUGAGACAGAAGGAAGCAGCUUGGACAUUCCUGUUGUUAGCCUACCAGUAAAUAACCACCAUGAACAAGGAGCAAACUCUUUUCGUCAGCCGUGAUAUUUUCCUGAUGUGGGGAUAAACACACUAUCAAAGGUCAGUUAUAGGAGGAAUUGAAACUCUUGUUGCGUCUUUUAGUUCCCUGUCUAGCAUUUGAUUUGUAAGUGAGAUAUCAACAUGCUGAUUUAAAAUUGAAGUUGUGAUACAUCCCUUCUUUUUAAUAUAGGAAAAUUAGACUUUCUCAAUGCGAUGUUUAAAAGCAUCUCAAUAAGUUGUUUUUUAUAUUUGUGUGAAGAGCCUAUUUUUCUGUUU